CCCAAAACGAAAGAGGCUCGCUCACCAAUACCCUUCUAGUUCGCCUUUUCCGUUCCGACUUCGCCAUCACCUGAACUACCGUUCCGCCUCCUUCGUGAAAGUAGCCGCUGCGAAUCUGUAGGCUGGCAGUGGAACUCCGGUUGGUGGUGUCAGGCUCCCCCGUCGCAGCUUUAACCUUAACUCUUUUUCCGGAGUCUGGCUCCUCUUCUGUUCUUUAAUCUUUCAGGCGCGCCUCUUCUCUCAGGCAUUUUUUUAUGGGUGCUGAGAGCGAGCUUACAACUGAAAACAAAGUCACAGAGGAUUCACUUACCCCAACACUUUCUUCUAACCAUGAAGAUGCGGAGCCAAAACUUGAUGCUAGUCCAGAAGAGAUUAGAAGUAUUCUGGAGGUCAUUGCUGCCACGGGGAAGUUCUGGCAUGAUUGGGAUGAGUUGAAGAACAUGCUUUCAUUCCAACUGAAGCAGUCAAUGAAGGUAUUAGCAGAAUACCCUGAAGCUCGGGUAGGCAGCGACACUGAAUUGCAGCAGAGUACCCUGUCUGGCGAAACAUAUCCAGAGUUAGUUAAGAGAUUGGAUGAAGCUCUUUUAGGCUUUAUAGAAGGCCCUCCAUUCACAUUGCAGCGUCUUUGUGAGAUUCUUCUGAAUCCUAAAAGCACAUAUCGCAGUCUUUCCAAGCUUGCUUUGGCACUGGAGAAGAAUUUACUAGUGACCUCUACCCUCACCAGAUGCAAUGAUCCAUACCCUGAAGCUCCAGCCAAAAGGCCAACUGAACCUAAUAAAGUAAUCCCAGAAGAACCACUAGACCCAAAUGAAAACUCUAAUGGAGUUGGUAAUGCAAGCAAUGAUGUGGAUGAAGAAAUGGUUGAUGCAGAGGCUGAUGAAGAAUUUACAAGCAAAGAUGCAGAUAUGAAGGAAGAGAAAACUGUAGAUGAUUCCACAGAAAAUUCAGAAAAAAAUUCGGAACCUAUUCCUUCGGCCGAACCUUCCUCUGAGCUAACAUCAUAAAAUGACAUUAAAUUGCCUUUUUAUGUCUAAAUAUUUGUGCACUGUAAUGAUCUCAUUUAUCCUUUUCAUCUAUGUUUUUAUUCUUUUUUUUUUUUUAAUGAAACUGCUGCUUUCUUGGCCUCAUCUUGUUAUUAUUCGACGCAGUUGAUGGAUGAUGUGAGGA
Phalaenopsis equestris is the source of this 1167-nucleotide messenger RNA. Its product is annotated as serine/threonine-protein phosphatase 4 regulatory subunit 2. Lineage: Eukaryota; Viridiplantae; Streptophyta; Magnoliopsida; Asparagales; Orchidaceae. Bases 255 to 1004 code for a protein of 249 amino acids. Gene Ontology annotation, biological process: protein dephosphorylation. The transcript is spliced from 8 exons. Gene Ontology annotation, molecular function: protein phosphatase regulator activity. Gene Ontology annotation, cellular component: cytoplasm; nucleus; protein phosphatase 4 complex. The record is from RefSeq and is a predicted model, not a curated record.